Suillus paluster is the source of this 774-nucleotide messenger RNA. RefSeq names its product SGNH hydrolase-type esterase domain-containing protein. NCBI's taxonomy places the organism in Eukaryota, Fungi, Basidiomycota, Agaricomycetes, Boletales, Suillaceae. The transcript has 4 exons. The coding region runs from base 176 to 646 and encodes 156 amino acids. The record is from RefSeq and is a predicted model, not a curated record.
GAAUUCAUAGAGCAGUGUUGAGGAUUAGUAACUGCUCCUCCUACCUACACAUACCCACGUCCAAGUUUUUCAAAUCACAGCGAUCGGUCGAGCAGCACAGAUAGUGGGCGAACGUUUACUGUCUUCAAACAUCUGUCAAAUUCUAAUCAAUCGGUCUCAAGACAAGGAAAAUUAUAUGGCUGCCAAUAUACAAGAUGUUAUUAUGCUCGUCGGUGACUCCCUGACUCAGCGUGGAUGGGAACAAGGAGGCUUCGCGCAGUUGCUUGCGGAAAGAUACGUUCGGAAGCUCGACGUUAUCAACCGCGGCCUCGGAGGUUAUCAAACGGACUGGGCCAUUCCAAUUUGUGAGCAGAUCUUCGCCAAACAGGAUGAACAGCAUCACGUCCGGAAUGUCAAGUUACUUACAAUAUGGUAUGGCGCCAACGACGCUGCGCCUGCUCCCAACACACGACAUGUGCCAAGAGACAGGUACAAAGCGAAUCUAAGCCAUCUUAUUAAAAUGGUAAAAACGCCGACGUCAGCGUACUACUCCCCCGAGACCCGCAUAAUCCUGAUUACCCCACCACCAGUAAAUGAGAAGCAGCGGGGUAACCCUGAGAGUCCACGUGUAUUUGAGACUACGAGAAGCCGUCAAGGAAGUAGGUGAGAGCGAGAAUGUGCCCGUGGCAGAUAUCUGGACACAGAUGUUCGAUGGCGCUGGCCGAAGCGAGGAAGGAUGCAAAAAAUACUUGACCGAUGGGCUACAUUUAAACAGUGAUGGUUACAAUAUUGUCU